CGAGCGCCGGCCCAGGUGAGGCGAGGCGGGACAUGCCGGCUCCUCCCCUCCUCACCGGGCUCCAGGUGUCGUUGGCAGCUCCCGCUCGGCAGUUGAGGGAGCCGUGGCGGCGGCGGGGCGGGAGAAUGGCGGACUCUCAGCUGCUGUGCCUGGACGACGCUCACGUGAACGAGAGGGUCAGCGAGCACCACCCGCGCUACUACUACAGCGAGGAGCAGCGGAGGGCGCUGGAAGUCCUGCUGGCCAAGGGGGAGAAGGCGUACAAGGAGCGCCUGAAGAAGGACCAGCUGCGAGACUUCCUCUCCAGCCGGGAGCUGCAGGCCUUGCGGGGCGGUUGGCGCGCUUACGAUGCCCACCUCGAGGGGGGCAAGCCGGUCCCCGGCCCUUCGGGGAAGCCCCUGUCCUUGGCUUACUGGCCCGAGAGAUCCGACACCGAGAUCCCGCCGCUGGACAUGGGCUGGACCAACACUUUCUACCGGGGAGUCAGCCGCCUCGGGCUGUAUACGCACCCGCGCAAGGAAGACAACGCGCCUCACGUCAAGCAAGUGGCGCGCGAAAUGAUCCAGCAGGCGCAGAAGAUUAUAGCAGUAGUCAUGGACCAGUUCACUGACAGGGACAUCUUCCGGGAUAUUGUAGAUGCAUCAUACAAGCGUCGGAUCCCUGUUUAUAUCAUCUUGGAUGAAGAAGGCUGUAAAUUUUUCCUGGAAAUGUGCAAAGGCAUGGAGCUGAGUGAUUUCUAUAUCCGGAAUAUCCGUGUGCGUUGUGUGACUGGAGUUGGGUUCUACAUGCCAUCAGGGAAGAUCCAAGGCAACUUGGCUACACGCUUCCUGAUGGUGGAUGGUGAAAAAGUUCUUACUGGAUCGUACAGUUUCACAUGGACCUCAUCUCACAUAGACAGAAACAUGGUCUUGUACUUGACUGGGCAGCAUGUGGAGAUGUUUGAUAUCGAAUUCCGUGAACUUUAUGCUAUUUCAGAGGAGGUCAACCUCUACAAGGAGCUGAACCUUCCAUGCCCUUUCCGCCAAGGUGUUGGGAGAAUGGGAUUUUCCUCCUCUACAGUGGCCCGGAAAGCCAUCAGCCCAAAAUAUGGACUGGUAGUGGCAGUUCCCCCAGGGGAAAUGAUGCGCUGGGCCUCCCACCAGAGGCACGAGUCACAAGGGACUCAAGAAGGACAGGAAGAAGAAAGUGAGUCUAAUAGGCGACUACAAACUUUUCUGAAUGACCUUAUCACGGUGGAGCAAGUGCUGCCAGAUAUUGAACCUCCACUUGAGGACCUGAGCAGAGGAAACCGGAGUCCUCAGAAACUACUUUCCCUAUUAAAAUCCAAAUCCAAAUCCAGGGAGUCCAUCCGUGACCUCAGGAAGGAUGAUGUUGCCAAUGGGGAAGCUGGUUCCAAACCAGUCAAGAGGUUUGGCAGUGGAUUUUUCAGACGGGCCAAGCGGCCACCACCCUUCAAUGCUGAUGCCAGUUCCAUUGCCAGUGAUAUUGCUGAAGACUUUGUGAUUGUGAAGACUGGAAAGGAAAGCCAGGCUAACCCUCGCCCUGUCAGCGUCCGUAGUAGUGGGGCUAAUUCAGAAAGAAUGAGACCAAGCUCCCCUUCGGGGGACAGAGCCAAACAGUCCAACUGUGUGGUGUCAUGAUCUGAGGAAAACAACUACGGGAAAACUGAGAACCCAAAGAGACAAGUGUGGCUGUGGAAUAUACAGCUGUGGGCUGAUUUCAAACCUACAGUCCCAAGUUCUUCACAAUGGUCUGUAUCAACACUCUACUGUCAAGGACGGAGCUGGUACAUCCAGCUAAAGUGCACAUGCAGAGUAAAACACAUGACAUGGAAGAUUCCUAUGUGGAGAGGUAGCAGCCUGAAUUAAAUAACAGUGAUAAGUGGAGCUUGGAGUUUAAAUCUGUGCUCACAUACAUGUAGGGGUGUUUUCUAUUUCUAUGUGUUGCUUCUUAAAUUUGGUUACAGACUUAAGAAGAACACGGUUAUAUUGUUGAUAAUUGUACCUUACUGCUGUUGAUUUUGUGAGUCAGAAACACAAAUCAGAGUUAAAGGGUAGAAUCCAGAGAAGAUGGUCAAAGCUGGGGAUUUUGCAUGUCUGAGGCAGCAUUUCUCAAACAUCCUAACAUCUCCAAUCAUCUACACACCUUUAACAUUUACUAGAUCUUCUGCACCUCCUAUAACCUUUUCUGUAAUCCUAAUGUAUGGAUAGCCAACAUGCGGCACGGGUGCUGGCAGUGACAAAGACAAGAGGGGCUGUGGAAUUGCUAGAGAAGGUCUGGUGGGCUCAUGCCCCCAGCUAUGGCACAGAGUUGGGCAUAUGCUCCUGCUUCCUUCUGCCGAGCUGCACAACUCCCUACCUAGACUAAAAUAGUUAUGCUAAGGACCUGGGAGCUGCAUGUAUAUUGUACAGUGGCACUAGUUCAGAACCUCAAGUUCAUGGGCCAUAUGCAGCCCUUCAGGCCUCUCCCUCUGGGCCAGACUCCUUCACCAACCACACCCCCUGCCAGACCUGCUUUGCACCCUCCUUGAGUGUUUUUGUCUGGUUGGAAUGAUGUGUCCUUGAAGCCUGCUGUAACAAACAUAAAAUUAACAUUCGUUGCUGAGCCCACCAGUGACAUGUAGCCUCUGGAAAGUUGCCCAGAAGGUAACGCGGCCCUCUGCCCAUCACUAAUCUAAUGGGACUUGCAAACUUAUAAAAAUGCACUAAAUUAUAUGUGCUGCCCCCACUUCCCCUGAUGACUCCUGAUUUCCAUUGGGAGGGGGUGGUCUAAGGAUUUCUGUACGUGUUCGUGGCUCCUCUUCAGACAUCUAUUAAGAUUGCUCUGGGCAAUGAAGAAAGAGUCAGUGAAAUUGAUAUCCAAUUCCUCUUCAUUCCAUAUAGAGCUUGACAUUUAAGCAAAUUUUAUGCCCUAUAAUGGUUAUUUGGAUGAAAGCAUGGGGCAUAAUGCCAGGUGAUGCUUAUUAAGGUGUGCAGGUGAGAUUCUACAUGGUCUCUAUUAAAAAAAACACAACUUAAAAGAUGCACUAAUAAGAGUAGCAGGUGGCAAAACAAUGCAAGAUUGGUAUAGAUGAAAUCAUUUAAUCUUCCCUUGCAUCUCGUUACUUUUGUCCAGAUUUAUAAUGACAAAUGAUUAAACGUACCUAAUUCAGUUACUUAUUCCAGCGUUUAAAAAGUCAAGGUUGUCAGUGCAGAGUCCCACUACUUUAUACACGCCCAGUGGAUUAAUUCAAUAUAAGGACAUUUGUUUUCCAGACAGCUGUCCUAUAGUCAGUCUAUGGCUUUAUGCUGCCUUAAACAGUAGCUUUCAAGCCCUACCAGAGGCUGUCUGCCUUUUUGUAUCCAGCCUGUCUGUUACAGAAUACUAAUCAGCAGAGAGUGAGGUGCAGAGUUUGCCUUGUUUAACACACAUGCUAGCUCUGUUUGAGAAUGUUCAGUAAGAAAUACGUCCAAGAGAAAAUGUCACACACACUGUGCUUUCGAAUUGCCUGCUGUGUCAGCUUUUAUAGCAAGGGAUCUUCUAGAAAUUGGAUUACAUUUGGGUGGCUGAGGGGUUGCGGGUGGGGGAGCCCAUGCCUAGCCAACCAUCUAUUUAUUAGUGCUAUUUAACAUUGAUUUAAUGGUAUGCGGGGCACGUGCUGUACUCUGCCUGGAAGCUGUUCAUUACAGCGAUUUCCCUUCCUCUGUACACAUGGCUAAACUGGAUUCCAUGGAGAUGAACGGUGUAUUAAAACCACAGUGGUAUUCACCCACUUACCCAUCUACCUUCAGAUGGCCAACUUUCAGCCAGACAUGGUAUAUGCACGCAAUACAUUUAACUUCCAAGUGGGAUGAUUGUACUUCAAAAAUAUAUCAAUGCAACCAUUGUUGUAAUAGUGACAGCCUCUGCCUUCACUCUGCUGAACAUAAGCAGUUCACUUAUGUCAAAACUGCCUUGAAUCCCUUGAAAAAGGUAGUCUGUUUUGAUUUGGAGUAGCUCCAAUUGAAAAAUAUGUAACUAUUAAAACAUCCGGGCAAAUUUAUAUUUAAAGGGUAAAGGUGCACUUGCAAGUUUUUACAGGGCUCAAUCAUGCAUUCCAAAAACUAUAAAUCCAAGUAGGUUUUGUUUUUGUUUUUAGAACAAGUAACAAGGGGGGGGAGGUGUCCCAUGAAUUGUUCCCAUCUAUCCCCAGAUACUUUUUUUGUGGCUCUUGUAUUUGUUCAUGAUCUUAAAAAGCCACUUGAUUUCAAAAGUGUUUCAUGAUUGUGGAUAUGUAUUUUUAAAUGUGAUGAUGCUUUUUGUUGUUGAAAUGCAGAAACCACAAAAUGAAAUCAAACUAAAUCUUGAACAUCAUGUUUUUCUACAGGCGCAGAUAAUUUGAAGGGACUGAUUGAUGUGUCUGAAUGUUUUAACACCCAGAUGAAAUUAGAAUUGUGCUUUAGAAUGAUAGUAAUACCCAUUGUAUUGCAAUGCAAUUCAAAAUAUGCUCAGGUGCAUUCAGAUGUGCAUGCAAACAAGGCCUGAAUUGUUUCUAUUUGACUGCUGAAGCCCAGUUUCCCCUAUUUGAUAGAUGUAUCAGUCAGCAAAUCAAUUUCUGGUCUAAUAGUUCAGCGUUAGUCAACCCAGUGCCCUUCAGAUGUUGGAUGGGGAAUCCCAGCAUCACAGAUGAUUAGACAUGCUGGCUGAAGCUGGUGGGAAUUGGAAUCCAACAUCAACUGUGAACUGCCCUGAGAUCGUAUGAUGAAGGGUGGUAUAUAAAUCUAAUAAACCAUCUGGAUAGCACUACGUAGCUACUGCUUCAAUAGUCAGAUCUUGGUUCCCAUGUCCACCAUUUUAAAAUGUACCUUUUUAAACUUUGAAAUUGCUGCAUGAGCAAUUUGUGUGCAAACAUUGGCAAAUUGUUUCGGGGGAGGGAGAGAGGAGUUUAGUGAUGAUACCUGUUUAGGGCCAAUUAGUACUGUGCUUUUGCUGCAAAGGCUAAUGGUUUUUCUUGAACUUGAUCCCGAAGAUAAGUUAAUAUAUUUUAAUAAAAACAUGAGUGUGUUUUGAUGAUGGGUUUACCACUCAAAUCAUGUUCAUAUGUACACACCCUUCUUUAUGGGCAGCUUCAACUGCAAUUAAAUUCUCCAACAAUCAGAUCUACACAAGGGGUUUGCACAUUGACAGCGGUAUUGGGAACAGAACUUUCAUGAGGAAGAUGUACAAGCACAUAUUGCACACAAAAAACCCAAUGCUACACAAAUUGCUCUUUGGAAUCUGUACAGAUAACCAUUUCAGAACACAUUCUACUAGAGAUGUGUAGCAAAGUUUAACACUAAGUCAACUAAACUAUGCCUGGGGUGAACAAAGUAGCCUGUCAUCAGGUAUUCUAUUCUAUGUUGGUUUAGUUGUGUCACUCCGCCCGAGUCAUAACCAGAAGGUCUCUGUUUCAUUCCCUGGCAUCACCAGUUAAAAGGAUCUUCGGUAGCAAGUGAUGAGAAAUUGCAGAGGUGCUGUCAGUCAGUGUGGACAAUACUUGGCUAGAGGAACAGAUAGUGUGACUUCAUGCAGCAAUUUCCUCUGUGUGUGAGAGAGGGAAUGAGGGUCUGGCUGACUUGGUGAGAGUACAGAACAUUUACUUACCGAAGUUUUUAAUGGCGUCUGAAGCUGAUCUAUAUUGUGCUAGCAAGCAGACCUUGUCAUUGCUGAGGCUUUGAUAUAUGCAGGUUAUAAAUCUACACGUAAUAAUACGCACCUACGUUCCAUUUAAGUUGGUGUGAUUUAAGAGGGCAUAAAAGAGAUCAAGAUUUCAGUCUGAGUUUGCAAUUAAUUGAUUAUCAUCUUAUAAACAUUUUAGGAACCAUUCGUUCUAGUCUCUCCCUGAAAUCUGGUAGCAUAGUGGAACUGAAGCCUCUCAUACAUGUGAAUGUUAUGCAAGUGAUGUUUAGUGAUUUUAUUUGUGCAGUAUACUUCUGUAACUUAUGCUAAAAGUGUUGUGUAUAUUUGGAAUUUAUUUCAUUACAUUGCACAGGAUUGAAGAUAAGUGGAUCUGGUCAUAAUUCUAAAAUAAUGUCUUUGAAAAUUCACCACUUUCCUUCAGUCCCUUGAAACUUUCUGUUUCUCCAUGAUGAACAGAUUUUGAUUAAAAACUUAUCUCAGGAGUUUAUUAGAAGAUUCAUCUCAUAGCCUGUCGACUUAUUGUAUACCCAUCUUCUGAGUAAUUUUCAUCAAUAUUUUUAAAGGUCUUCAAUACUUCCUAGUUAUCCAGAAAUUAUUUGGUGCACAUUUCCCAUUAAGGCUAGGCUUAAAAGGAAAUCUUUCAGCUGACUUUCAGCUAUUUAAUUUAACCCUGUGCUCACAUAUAAAAUUACUGAGCGCUAACCUGAUUAUAAAACCUCUUGGUCCACUUCAUAUACAACAUGAAAAAUGAAUAUGGAUUAUCAGCUGCCUUUCUAUGGGCGGGGGGAAUGCUAGUACAGUGGUACCUCGACUUACGAAGACGAUCCGUUCCGCGACCGUCUUCGUAAGUCGAAGUCUUCAGUUGUCGAAGCACCGCUUCUGCGCAUGCGUGAAGUGCGAUUUCACGCUUCUGCGCAUGUACCGACUGCGUGCGCCGCUUUGCGCAGGCGCAGGGUGUGCGCAGCGAAAAGACUUCCAGGGUUGUCGACUUCGGAAGUCUAAACCUUCGGAAGUCGAAGCGUUCGGUUGUCAAGGUACCACUGUACAGCACCAAUACCUAUGGAGGGACACUUCUAAUUAAUUGGAUAUAGACAUAGGUGGAUCAAUAGUUUGACAGUAUAAAGCAGAUUUGUCGGUUAAUAUCGGAGAUACAGUGUGGUCUGUUAUGAAUGCACAAAUGUGCACACAUUGGUUACAAGCCUCAGUAAAAUAGUUGCGCUGCAGCCUAGGUUUUCUUACACUGAAAUUAUCUACAUGAAGGGAAAAUGUCAUGUGGAAAGAGGACUGUACACUAGAGCAAUUCCAACUGUGCAGAUUUAACAUGAAAAUAUGCUUUACUAGUCCUCGACCCCCACUUCAGAAAUCUGCUCUUGAGUGCCUUAAUCUUUAUCCUCUUCCUAGAAUGGAUCUUUAGUGGAUCUUGAAAUUGGUUUCUCUGUGCCUAAGCUAUGGCAUUUAAUCUCAGAUCUUAUUACACAGUGGUUAGCUUUUUAACAUUCCUUUCUACACUUUGUGGAUUUUGUUUAACUUUCACGACACUUGCUUUCUUAUGCUCUAGUACUCUUUAAUAACAAUUUUCUGCUUUGACAGCAUCAGCUGAAACUUUUUUUGAUGGUGUUGAAAGCUUGGAUUUACUUUCAACUUUCUAGUGUAAAGUUCAGGUCUUUGGAGUGUGUAGAAAUUUAUUGACACAUUAAAAUGGUGCUGGCAGCUUCCGUGAGACCAGGGGUGGGCAACGGUGGCGGUGAUGGAAGUAAUUAUGAUUUAUUUUGGCCAGUGCCAUUUAUCAUGUGUUAGCACUUGAGAAAUAAUGUGGCAAUGGAUGUAUGGGGCAUCUCCCUUGCUAGCAAAGUACGGGAAAGGAAAACGUAAGCCUCAGGGUACAUCAGGUAUGCACAGAACACUUGUGACACUUCUUGCUGUGAGACUGUAGCACCAGGUUGGAGGCAUGAAAAACAAGCAUGGUAUGGCACAAGCAAGCCCUCAGCCUGCACCAUAGGUCAGAUCGUGACAACGUCACAUCGUCUGCUGGCUCUGGAAGCACUUUUCUGGAGUGCAAAUAAGUGUGUGUGUGGUGGUAGAGGAACAUUCCAGGCUUGAAACUUUGAUAUAUGUGAAGGUCUGAUGUACAUGACUCCUCAAAAGAAGCCCACCAUGAUGCAGCAUGUUGCAUUCCCAGCAUUAAUUCAUUGUGUUGUGGCUUUUGCUCAGGGAAACUUUCAGGGGCGUACCCAGGAUCAAAACUAGGCAAGGGGCGGGGCCAAGGCACGGGAGGGAAGGGAAGGGAGGAAGCGCGCACGACGGGCCUCUACCCACCAGCCCCGCCGGCAGCGCCGCUCUCGUGCGCUGGCCCUACUUCGGGGGGGCAGCUGCCCCCCUGCCCCCGCACUGGGUACGCCCAUGGAAACUUUAUUUGAAGUGCCAUUAGAUAACAACCCCCCCUUCUUAUCUCCUUCCUUGGUGGAAUAGACUGAGCACAUUGCAAAGCAGCAAUGUACUGUAGUUGACUUUCCAUGGGCUAAGGAAGGGACCUGUAGUUCUUUAACCUCUUUCCUUUUUUUGGACUCGCAGUGCCCGAGUUGAUCAUGCCUUGUAGAUAAUACGGACUAGAAUAGUCUACACUGGCUGUUGCUGGCAACAGCAGACCUGGGUUUGGUGGGCAGCCUUUUGACAAUAUGCCAUAUUGUUGCGCAUAAACAUACUUGUUUGGUGUGUACAUGUGCCUUACUGUCAUAACAAAUGUGUUUUAUACAAAUAAAUUCAAAACUGUUUUAA
Messenger RNA from Zootoca vivipara (common lizard), 8412 nucleotides. RefSeq names its product scaffolding CK1 anchoring protein F (gene SACK1F). Gene Ontology annotation, molecular function: protein kinase binding. The record is from RefSeq and is a predicted model, not a curated record. Gene Ontology annotation, biological process: signal transduction. Lineage: Eukaryota; Metazoa; Chordata; Lepidosauria; Squamata; Lacertidae.